GAAUAAGAUCAAAGGCCCAUUUGUCGUCAACAGAGAUGUUCAGGGAGACAUGACACUUGUUUCUCUGUCUUGCAAAAGAUCUACAGAUUUAUCCACAAUAGCAACUAUCAAGGUAAGAUACAUCUCUAAUACAGAGAAGCUUUUAAGAGAAUCGGGUAUAGAUUACAUAAGUUGAUCAAUAAUGAAUGUAUUUGUAACUGCCUCUCAGAAGCACCUCGGAUAUAUUGUUAACACAAAAAGAUUUAUUCCUUCUAAAAUGCGCUGUUUCAGGGUAUAAGAUGGUGCAUAAGAAAGGCAAACCACAUGGAAUUCAAACAUCUUCCAUUACAAGAACAUCCAAAUGAGGUGGCUAUCAGUACAUCGUUUGGAGCAAAUUUGGAAAGCAUUGCUGUCUUUCACAUUUCACAAAAUGACAAAAAUUUAGAAAUCAUUUGCGAAACUAAUUACUCUGAAAACUAUGGAUCUGGAACUAUCAGAAAAGGAAUAUUAUUAAAUACUGGAAAGAGCAAAUGUAAUCGUACAAGCAGCGGCGGGGUCAAUUCGUCAGAUCACCAUGUCAUAUUAUUCUACAUUGGGAUCGGCAUGUUUGGUAUUGGUACAUUCAGUAUGUCGGCAGCAAUUGUUACAUUCGUUUUAAACCGAAGGAGAGCAAAAAGCGAGAACGGUUCUUCAGCAUGCCAAAACAAUACCCUUACACCUAUGACAUAAGUAGAUCUGCAUACAAGGAUCCAUCAGAAAUUAAAAGAACUAUUCAUUAUACCUUUGAGCCCGAGCAGAGUAACUGAUGAGAACAGAAUAUUAUCUUACGUCAGUAUGUGUAUAGACCUGAGUGAGAAAUCAGUGACCAUGGAGGCUGUUUGAUGUAAAUAAAUUAAUGG
Messenger RNA from Ostrea edulis (European flat oyster), 878 nucleotides. RefSeq lists its product as uncharacterized. The transcript has 4 exons. Bases 304 to 708 code for a protein of 134 amino acids. The record is from RefSeq and is a predicted model, not a curated record. NCBI's taxonomy places the organism in Eukaryota, Metazoa, Mollusca, Bivalvia, Ostreida, Ostreidae.